Molecule: messenger RNA, 996 nt
Organism: Menidia menidia (Atlantic silverside)
Lineage: Eukaryota; Metazoa; Chordata; Actinopteri; Atheriniformes; Atherinopsidae
Source: the annotation of a GenBank genome assembly
AUGGCAGUUGCACCGGGCACCGAGGCAGCAGAAAACGAGUUGGCAGACCUCCGCCUGCCCUCUUCUGUGUGUCACCGACUGCUUGUUUUCGGCCGGCUAACGGUCCUGUUUGUCUUUUGGUUUUUCCCAAAAAAGCUCAGUCGGAGGAAACGUAAAACGUGUCUGCAGACCUCCAUCUGCCCUCUUCUGUGUGUUGCCGACUGCUUAUUUUUGGCUAACGCUCCUGUUCAUUUCUUUGUUUUUUUUUUUGUUUUUCCUCUUGCUACGUGUCUGAUCUGGACCCGGGGCUGUGCAGAGUCGGAGCUGGCUGCGGUGGGCAGCAGGAGGAUGCUUUUCCCCGGGUGUGGAGGCAUCAUUCCCGGCCCCCAGGAGGUGCCCUCGUCCCGGGGCCCCACGGAUGUUUCAGACCUGGGCCUUGGCCUUCAGUCCCUGCGCCUGUCGGGCUGGGACCGGCCCUGGAGCAGCCAGGAAACGGACACGCACACCCCCCCGUCCCAGGUCCAGACCAGCUCCCCCUCCAGCAUCCUGAACAGUCCCUUCAGUAGCAUCCUGGGGAAGCCUCAGGGCUACCUGCCCCACGAGUCCAUGAGCAUGACGGCGGACUUCCUGGAGAAGUUCCCGGGCAUGGCCCGCAUGGCCACCCGCCUGGACUCCAGCUCCUUCCUGGACUCCCGCUCCAGCAGCCCCGAGGACUCUGAGACCAGCGGGUUCAGCUCCGGGUCCGACCACCUCUGCGACAUGCUGUCCACCUUGCGGAUUUCCCCCCCCCUGCCCUACCUGGCGUCGAACAUGCAGAAGGACCUCCUGCGCCUGGGUUCCCGGCUGGACCCGCAGGACUCCAGCUCCCCGCUGACCCCCCCCCUCCAGCGCCAGCCCCGGGUCCUCCUCCCUGUCCCGCCGCUGGCGAGCCGGCUCCCCCUGGCCCGGGUCCGACGCGCUGGACCCGGAGGAGACGUUCAGCAUCGAGAGGGAGGCGCGCCUGCACAGGCAGGCCGC